This is a messenger RNA of Acinonyx jubatus (cheetah), 1266 nucleotides long. Its product is annotated as hemoglobin subunit epsilon-4. Lineage: Eukaryota; Metazoa; Chordata; Mammalia; Carnivora; Felidae. The record is from RefSeq and is a predicted model, not a curated record. Gene Ontology annotation, cellular component: haptoglobin-hemoglobin complex; hemoglobin complex; blood microparticle. The coding region runs from base 319 to 828 and encodes 169 amino acids. Gene Ontology annotation, biological process: hydrogen peroxide catabolic process; oxygen transport. Gene Ontology annotation, molecular function: haptoglobin binding; organic acid binding; peroxidase activity. The transcript is spliced from 3 exons.
CACCUGAUACAAUGCCCAGAAGAUCUCUAAUUCUUACACCUCUGAAUUCUAGUCAUGCCUCGUGGUCAGCCUGCAGGUCAUCUCAGGGCUGAUGGGGUGGGAAGACUGAGAUACGACAUGCAUAGUGGAUGGUGGGGAAGGGCAGAAGAAUCCCCCUGAUAGAGCCACCCAACACUAUCAGAGACACAAAUGUCCAUCCUGCUGACCCUCCCUUGUCCAAACCCCACCCUGGUGGUGACAACCCACGCUUGACCAAUAGUCUCACCUCAUUGGGAGAAGCAAGGGCCUGGAAACUAGAAGUGAUGAAUAAAAGGCCACAUGGAGAAGCAGCAGCACCGACUUGCUUUUGGCACCUUAGUGAUCACCAGUAAGCUCCCAGAUACCAUGGUGCAUUUUACGGCUGAAGAGAGGGCUGCUGUUGUUAGCCUGUGGGCCAAGGUGAACGUGGAGUUGGUUGGAGGCGAGGUCCUGGGAAGGCUUCUGGUUGUUUAUCCAUGGACCCAGAGAUUCUUUGACAAUUUUGGCAACUUAUCCUCUGAGUCUGCCAUAAUGGGCAACCCCAAGGUCAAGGCCCAUGGCAAGAAGGUACUGACCUCCUUUGGAAACGCUGUUAAACAUAUGGAUGACCUCAAGGACACCUUUGCUGAGCUGAGUGAGCUGCAUUGUGACAAGAUGCAUGUGGAUCCUGAGAACUUCAAGCUUCUAGGCAACAUGAUUUUGAUUGUCUUGGCAACUCACUUCAGCAAGGAGUUUACUCCACAGGUGCAGGCUGCUUGGCAGAAGCUGACCACUGCUGUGGCUAAUGCUCUGGCCCACAGGUACCACUGAGGUGCUUAUCUAACCAUGUUGGCACCUACUGGAUGGCCCUCUGUUCCAAGAGUCCAUCUCCUGCAGAUGGGCAGUGUCCUGCCCCCUUACUUAAGUGCUAUAUGAUAAAAAUAAAAUAAACAUUGUGCUCUAUAAGAAACAUCCUUGUCUUCUCUCUCUGUCUUUAUCUCUUAUGUUGAUUCAGCUAAAAGAAAGCAAUCCUAUAAGGAAUGGGGUUAUUUGAAAUAAGGAGUUUGGGGAGGAUAGAGAAGAGAGCCUUAUAAGAUUCUUCAAGAUAAGAGUGGCUUUGGGCACCUGGGUGGCUCAGUCAGUUAAGCAUCCAACUCUUGGUUUCAGCUCAGGUCAUGAUCUCACAGUUCAUGCGUUCAAGUCCUGCAUUGGGCUCUACACUGAAGUCAUGGAGCCUGCUUUAGAUUCUCUCUCUCUCCUUCCCUCUCU